Aquila chrysaetos chrysaetos is the source of this 1380-nucleotide messenger RNA. RefSeq names its product probable low-specificity L-threonine aldolase 2. The record is from RefSeq and is a predicted model, not a curated record. NCBI's taxonomy places the organism in Eukaryota, Metazoa, Chordata, Aves, Accipitriformes, Accipitridae. Gene Ontology annotation, biological process: glycine biosynthetic process; L-threonine catabolic process. Gene Ontology annotation, cellular component: cytosol. The transcript has 7 exons. Gene Ontology annotation, molecular function: L-allo-threonine aldolase activity. The coding region runs from base 98 to 1192 and encodes 364 amino acids.
CUCGCGGCGGGGGCCGGGGCCGGGGCGGUGCAGCCGCGGGGCCCCCCCCCGCGCCGUGGACCUGCGGAGCGACACGGUGACCCGGCCCUGCGCGGGGAUGCGCCGCGCCAUGGCCCGCGCCGCCGUGGGCGACGACGACUACGGGGAGGACCCGGCGGUCAACGAGCUGCAGCGCCAGGCCGCAGGGAUCCUGGGGAUGGAGGAGGCUCUUUUUGUGCCUACUGCCACGAUGGCAAACCUCAUCGCCGUGAUGUGCCACUGCCAGCGCAGGGGGGCUCAGCUGCUCCUGGGCCGGGACUCCCACCUGCACCUCUACGAGCACGGCGGGGCCGCGCAGGUCGCUGGGGUCCAUUCCCAGGCGCUGCCGGACCUGCCAGACGGCACCUUCGACCUGGACCGGCUGGAGCUGACCAUCCGUGAGGCCCACGGCAGCCGGUACCACCCGCGCCCCGAGCUCAUCUGCCUGGAGAACACGCACAGCUCGGCGGGGGGCCGGGUGCUGCCCCUCACCUACCUCCAGCAGGUCCGUCGGCUUGCUGACCGCUACGGGCUGCGGGUGCACAUGGACGGAGCGCGGCUGAUGAAUGCGGCGGUGGCCCAGGACGUGGACCCAGCUCAGAUCACCCAGCACUGCGACUCCGUGUCCCUCUGCUUCUCCAAGGGUCUGGGUGCCCCAGCCGGCGCGGUGCUGGCUGGACGCAGGGAGUUUGUCGCUGAGGCCUGGCGUGUGCGGAAGCUGCUGGGCGGGGGGAUGCGGCAGGCAGGCGUGCUGGCAGCCGCUGCCCGCGUUGGACUGGAGCACGCGGAGGCGACGCUGCGCAGAGACCACGACAACGCCCGACGCUUUGCUGAAGGCAUCCAGGAGCUGAACUCGCCCGUCUGCUCUGUCAACCUCGCAGCGGUGGAGACGAACAUCGUGAUGGUGAGCAUCAGGGGGGGCUGGCUGUCCCCCACAGAGCUCUGUGAGCACCUGCGGGCAGUGAGUGAGGAGGAGCUGGCCGAAACCGGCCAGGCUGUCAGUGUCCUGCUGUUCCCCUGGUCGGCACACACCGUGCGCGCGGUCUGGCACCGCGAUGUGUCAGCCCGUGACACCGAGCUCGCAAAGAACAAGCUGGAGUUUGUGGCCAGGAAGUGCCAGGAGAAGCUGGCCCUGGGACUGCGUCCGACUCCUCCGAGUGCAGGGGGAUCCUGAGCUUGCCUCCCCCUGGCUGCUGCAGGCAAGCUGGUGGGCUGCGGCAGAGUCGUGGUUUAACCCCAGCCAGCAACUAAGCACCACGCAGCCGUUCACUCGCUCCCUCCCCACCGAGUGGAAUGGGGGAGAGAAUAGAAAAAAAAGUAAAACUCGUGGGUUGAGGUAAGAACAGUUUAAUAGGACAGAAA